CGGUGAGAGCUGAGCUGACUUCGCCAGCAGCCCCUCCCCACCCGGCGGCGAGGCUGUAGCUGGAAAGCACUGCCCUCUGCAUGUGUGUCUGUCUCCUCCAGCCCGGGACCAGGGGGAGCAGCAAAAGCAAACCCAAAGACCCCAGCCAGCGCCGGCGCAGCCUGGAGCCCACCGACAACACCCACCAUGGGGGCUACCCGGCUUCGCAGACGCUGUGGGGGGGGUUAUUGGUUGGGUCUUCCUGGGUUUGGUUCCAGCUUCUUCUUGUGAUGAUGGGGUCUCCUGGUUUUGAGGGACUCUUUCAGCUGGAAGGGGAGCAGAUCUGUGUCUUACUGGUUGGGGUCUCUGUCAUAGGUGGAGUCACCACCUUCGUGGCCCUCUAUGACUACGAAUCCCGGACUGAAACGGACUUGUCCUUCAAGAAAGGAGAGCGCCUGCAAAUCGUCAACAACACGGAAGGUGACUGGUGGCUGGCUCAUUCCCUCACUACAGGACAGACGGGCUACAUCCCCAGUAACUAUGUCGCGCCCUCAGACUCCAUCCAGGCUGAAGAGUGGUAUUUUGGGAAGAUCACUCGCCGGGAGUCCGAGCGGCUGCUGCUCAACCCCGAAAACCCCCGAGGGACCUUCCUGGUCCGGGAGAGUGAGACCUCCAAAGGUGCCUACUGCCUCUCCGUCUCUGACUUCGACAACGCCAAGGGGCUCAACGUGAAGCACUACAAGAUCCGCAAGCUGGACAGUGGCGGCUUCUACAUCACCUCCCGCACCCAGUUCAACAGCCUGCAGCAGCUGGUGGCCUAUUACUCCAAACACGCUGACGGCUUGUGCCACCGUCUCACCAACGUCUGCCCCACUUCCAAGCCCCAGACCCAAGGUCUCGCCAAAGAUGCCUGGGAAAUCCCCCGGGAAUCGCUGCGGCUGGAGGUCAAGCUGGGGCAGGGCUGCUUCGGAGAGGUGUGGAUGGGGACCUGGAAUGGCACCACCCGGGUGGCGAUCAAGACGCUGAAGCCCGGCACCAUGUCCCCAGAGGCCUUCCUGCAGGAAGCCCAGGUCAUGAAGAAGCUCCGUCAUGAGAAGCUGGUUCAGCUCUACGCCGUGGUUUCGGAGGAGCCCAUUUACAUCGUCACCGAGUACAUGAGCAAGGGGAGCCUUCUGGACUUCCUGAAGGGCGAGAUGGGCAAGUACCUGCGGCUGCCCCAGCUCGUGGAUAUGGCGGCUCAGAUUGCAUCUGGCAUGGCCUACGUGGAGAGGAUGAACUACGUCCACCGGGACCUCCGGGCAGCCAACAUCCUCGUGGGGGAGAACCUGGUGUGCAAAGUGGCUGACUUCGGCUUGGCGCGCCUCAUUGAGGACAACGAGUACACCGCUCGGCAAGGCGCAAAGUUCCCCAUCAAGUGGACAGCCCCCGAAGCUGCUCUGUACGGCAGGUUUACCAUCAAGUCGGAUGUCUGGUCCUUCGGCAUCCUCUUGACCGAGCUGACCACCAAGGGCAGAGUGCCAUAUCCAGUUCUCCUGAGGGUGCUGGCAGAGAUGUUUCACCAUGGGGAAGGCACAAUCCGUGGCGGGAUCGGACGGGGCUAUGUGCUGGGGCGGCGGUGCCGGCAUGGGGUGGCAGUGGAACCCUUCCUUGGGCAUCCCUCCAGCCUCGCCGGCUAG
Molecule: messenger RNA, 1655 nt
Organism: Egretta garzetta (little egret)
Lineage: Eukaryota; Metazoa; Chordata; Aves; Pelecaniformes; Ardeidae
Gene: SRC
Product: SRC proto-oncogene, non-receptor tyrosine kinase
Exons: 12
Coding region: 81-1655 (524 amino acids)
Biological process (GO): cell adhesion; osteoclast development; innate immune response
Cellular component (GO): extrinsic component of cytoplasmic side of plasma membrane
Molecular function (GO): growth factor receptor binding; ATP binding; non-membrane spanning protein tyrosine kinase activity
Source: RefSeq, a predicted model, not a curated record